AUGCAAGACACCGCGGCGGCCUCUGAAGUCGCCCCGCAGCCUUCCGCGGGAAUUGCGGCCUGCCCCCAACCGCCCCUCCGCGAACCCGACAAGGCCAAGAAUGCGGCCAACCAUCCACCUCCCGCGGAGGAGCGCCGCGCGCACGCCCACCAGCGCGCACACUCACCCUACCGCGACGCCCCUCCGCCGCCACACCCGUCGCACCGCGCGUUGCAGCCGCCCUCCGUGAGCCCUCUCCGUCCGCCGCGGCCACGUCACCACUGGCGAUCCGCGUCAGUCAGCGCAGCGGAAGAGAUUGCGGCGGCGGCAGCAGCAGCAGGAGCUGAUCCCGCCGACCACGCCACCAUGCGCGCCGAGGAUGACGGCGAAAUCUCCGUCACGUGCUUCGGCGCCCCCGGCAGCCGCGGACGUGCGUGGCUCGGCGGAAAGGCGUCCGCCGUAAGCGGCGCGUCCGCCGCGGCGCUGGCUCCGUCCGCCUCGAAGCGAUGGCGGCGGCUCAAGGAGCAAUGGCGGCAUGCGGAGGGGCAGGGGGAGGGGGAUUCCGGGGAGGCGGAGGAGGAAGAGCGUUCGGAGGCGGGGAUAGAACACGCUGCAGCGAGCGCUGAGAGCAGCAGAAGUAGCGGGGGUUUGAACGGGGGCGCGGAGGAUGGUGGCGCAGAUGCGAGGAGAGCAGCGCUUCCAGAGAAAAAACCCGGGCUGAGGGGCAGAGCGGGGCCGUGGGGCUUCCGCUCCUUGUCCGUCACCGCCAUUACCAACCCAGCUUCCGAACCUGACUCUUCCGAAGGUACUUCCGAGGCUAGGCCCGGGGCAGCGGAGGGGGGGAUGGUGAGUGGCAGUGGCAGUGGCAGUGGCAGUGGCAGUGGCAGUGGCAGUGGCAGUGGCUGUGUGCAGAGCACCGCGAGCAGCUCAGGGGCUGGUGGGGGAAAAGAGGACCCAGCCGCACCUGACGGCACGCACGAAGCCUUUUCAGACGCAGUGGGGCGCCGCAGCGUUAGUGCCAUUGCUGCUGCUGCUGCUGCUGCUGACAGCAUUGAUGGCAGGAAUUGGAGUGGCGAGUUGCAGCGUGGUGGUGGUGGCGGUGCGGGCCCAGCAGCAGCCCUGCUGCGCAUGCCCAAGUCCCGCUCCGUCUCCGCCGCCCUGCCCUCCCGCCCACCCGUCACACGCACAGCGCCACACGCAGGGGCCUCGGACGCAGAUAGGCCGGGUGACGGGCGGAGGAGCGCGGGAGCAGGGGAGCGUGAUCGGGGCGGUGGUGUGCAUGGCGAGGAGUCGGCAGGCAGGGGGCAGGUGAGGGGGCACCGUCACAGCAAGUCCCUGCAGCACGUGCCUACUCCGCUGCCCUUGCUGCACAAUGGGGGCACAGGAGCGGGGGAACUUGGGAAUUCCGCAACGAGCAGCAGCAGAGGAGGUGGGGUGAGCGGUACUGGCAAUGCAGACGGAGGGGAUGGUGUGGUGGCAGGGGAGGGUGCGGUGGUGGCGGCAUGGGCAUGGGGAGCACCGGAUGCAGAGCGCUGGUUGGACGGCCACUCACGCCCUCCUUCCGUUGCCGGUCUUGAUCAACCCCUCACCGCACACAUCACCCUUGUGCCCACCGCCUCUCCUCCCGAGCCUGUUCAGCGUGUUAGCUCCGUGCCCGGAGCUGGUGUGCGGCCCAGAUUAGCCAAGCUGCCUGGUUCGGGAUUAGGCUCGGCGGCCAGGGGUGGUGUGGCGCCCCUGGUUGGCGCAGCAAGGAUGUUCCGCAGCGCCAGUGAGGGAGGGCCGGGGCAGAGGAAGGCAGAGCACGCGGAGGGGGCGGGAGGCACAGCAGGGGGCGCAGGUGCAGCAGCUGCGCGGCUGUCACACCUGGGGUCGUUCCGGCAGGGGCUCAGAUGGGGAGCGGGCGACGGGGGGGGAAAGGGGGCAGGCAGGGCGGAGAGAGACGCAGUGGGCAGUGCUUUGGUGGGUGGUGGAGCUGGGAGCGCAGGUGAGCGUGCAGCAGCAGGAGGAGGGAGCACGAGUGGAGGUAGCGUGCGGGUGGUGUGCCUCACAGAGGAUGUGCAUUCCGAUCGUGAUCCUUCCCCUGCCGUUGCAGCACCUGGAUCAGGCGCACACGCAGGAGAACAAGGGGCAUUGGCUGCAGCAGUAUCAUCGGGAGGAACUGGAGGCGGUGCUGUGGCGCUGGUGGGGGGGAAGGCUAUAGUGCGCGGGUCCAUCAUAUCGCCCCUGCGCACCCGUACCCCUGCUACCACCGCUGCUGCUGCUGCUGGGAGUAGCAGUCGCAGCAGCAGCAGCAGCAGCAGCCGGCGCAGCAAGGGACAGCAGCAAGAGAGUGAGUCUGCGGGUUCCUCCCCUCUCCAUGCUGCGCCUGACACCCCACACUCCCCUGUGGACAGCCCUGGUCCCUCUGCCAGCGAGCACGGCACCACGGCCUCUGUGCUCGCCCCGCUCGCCCCCGCACAGGUGGUCUUCGUGCCGCGCCUGCUGCCACCCGCCGCUGUGAGAGCACCCGCGCUGCACUCUGCACCGCGCGAGGCUGAGGGGGGACGCACUGUGGGAGCAGCAGCUGCCGCCGCUGCUGCAGCCGCCACUGCUGCUGCUGCUGGCACUGACAGUGGGUUUGGGGGGGGCAGUGGCAGUGAGGGUGGCGGGGGCAGGGUGGGGCGGCACAGGCGAGUGGAGUCGGACCCGUGUGUGGGGGCCGUGCUGAGACGCACUGGUGAAGGCCGGUGGGGCCAUGGCUCCAAGAGGAGUGGCGCGCACAGCACAGCAGGCACAGGCGCCUCAUGGGAUGUAAACGGCGGGGGGGAGGGUGAGGGAAGAGAGGGUGGGGAGUUGGGAGGGGGGAGUGGAAGUGAGGGGGGUGAUGCAGCAGAGGGUCCGGCAAAGGCCAUGGUGCUGGGCGGGAUUAUGAUUGCGAGGGGGCGCAGGGAGCACAGCACGAGCGCCCCUGCUUCUGGUGGGAGUGGCAGUCGGGGGCGACACCGCGUGGGCAAGGGGGCGAGGGGGCUGGGCGGGGGCAGGGGCGGAGGGGGUGCUGGAGAGGGAAAGGCGGAUGGAGGGGCGGAGGAUGGUGUAGAGCCUGGGGAAGGGAGUGUGGUGGAGCGAGGGGCGUGGGGCGGCAGAGGGGCGAGGGGAGUGUAUGGGAUGGACAAGGUGCUAGCACAGCUGGCACGGCUGGAAGAAGACAUGGCUGCCAAGGGUAAACCACCCCGGAAAAACAACAACAGCCGGGGAGCUGCAGAUGCUGCUGGUGGAAGUGGGGGUGGGCGCGGCAGGAAGAAGGGAGUGCGAAAGCAGAAGGGAAGGGCGCGUGAGAUGAUGGGAGGUCCUGGCGAUGGCGAUGGCAAUGGCAGUGGCGAUGGCAGUGGCGAUGGCAGUGGUGGUGUGAGAGGCACGCGAGGUGCACGGCUGAUGGGGCUGCGUGCAGCACAAACUCAUGGGCCAGCCGGGGAGGGAGCAAGAGGAGCCUUGAGAGGAGUAGCAGGUGGUGCGAAACAGCGUGACUCUGCGAGUGCCUCUGCAACGCCCACAGGGGCAGAGGGACUUGCGGGGUAUGUGGGGAAUGUGGGGGAGUGUCACGGUGACGAGUGGUCGGAGGCGGCAGCAGGAGAAAGAGGGCGAAGAAGAGAGAAGGGGGGAGGCGGAGAGAGAGACUUGGAGGUUGCACGGGGCGGCGAGAUUGGCAGCUCUGGUGGCAGCAGCAAGGUAGGGGAGCAGCGAGUGGUGGAAGGUGCAGUGGAGGAGGAUGGGGAGGACAGCGAGGCAUGGGUGCAGGAGGUGCUGCGGCGCAACAAGGCUGUGUGUAUGCGCAUGGGGGGAGGGAGGGCGCAGGGGCAUGGGGGAGAGCAGGGGGCGGACCAUGGGGAGGGCGGGGUAGAGGGGGAAGGGGGAGACGGCGGGGAGCAUGAGCAGUGUGGGAGCUACAGCGAGGAGGAGGAGGCACAGCACCGGGCAGCGCAGUGGCUGCGGCAGCAGGGCGCACCGGAGCCGUGGGCGCACGCCCUGAGCCUGCGCCUGCACCGCCUGGGCGGCAGCUGGGAGAGCGAGGACGUGGUGGUGGUUGACCACCAUGGGCGGCAGGUCGCCCCAGGGGGAGAUGCCCGGGGGAGAGGUGCACACGGGGUGGAGGGCACGGGGGGGAUGGGCGAGGGGGAGGGCCCGGAGGGGGCGGGGCGUGGGAGGAGGAGGAGGGUGGAGUAUGAGUACGGGGCGCAGUACGAGCUGCUGCGCAUCCUGAGCGGCGGGUUUGCUGUGAGCGAUGAUGAUGCCACAUCUGUGGCGUCAGGUGCAGUGGAUAUGAUGCUGGUGGACAUGGGGGGUGGUGGGGGCAUUGGGGGAGGUGGGGGCAUUGGUGGGGUUGGGGGGGGCAUGGGAGGGAGUAUGGGUUUGGGUGUGGGUGGGUUGGGGGUGGUUGGGCACACUCCCAGGGGCGUGGGGAUGCUGCGCACAGCCAGUGGGCGGUGGGGCAGUGGCGCUCUGGCAGGCCGGCUGGGGAGCGGCACCUGGGGGAGCGGGCGCCUGGGGAGUGGGCAGUGGGGGAGCGGGCAAUGGGGGAGUGGGCAGUGGGUGGGGCAUGAGGUGUGGGGGGACGUGGUUCAGGAAGGGAAGGAGGGAGAGGAGGAGGAGGAGGAGGAGGAGGAGGAGGAGGAGGAGGAGGAGGAGGAGGAGGAGGAGGAGGAGGAGGAGGAGGAGGAGGAGGAGGAGGAGGAGGAGGAAGAGGAGGAAGAGGAGGGGGGGGGAGGGAAGAGGGGGAGGGGAGGAGACACAAGAAGGGAGUGGCGAAGGUGUACGAGUGGCGAUGUGGCGGGUGGGGGAGAGGUUCGGGACUGGGAGGCGGGGAGCGAUAGAAAGGUGGCCACACAGCUGCAGCAGCGGCGGCAGCAGCAGGAAGAGAAAGAGGAGGGAGCGGAGUGGGCGGUGGGUGCAGAGGGGUGCGUGGACGGGGAGAGUGUGUGUGGGUCGCUGGUGUGUGAGGACGGCAGCAGCUGCAGAAGCGGCGGCGAGGUGCAGGGCGGGUGGCAUGCAGCGGGGAUGGAGCCCACCACUGACUCGCCUCACAUGGGUGCGUCUGUGCCUGCUGCUCGUGAUGGGGAGAACGCGUCCCUGCUGCACCACAAGAAGCAGCAGCAGCAGCAGCAGCAGCAGGGAGAGGGGCUGAAGCGGGGAGGGCAGGGAAGGGAGGAGUGGACUGGGGUGGAUGAGUGCGGGGAGGAGCAGAGCCCGGAGGAGAGGGCAAGCAGGUGUGACACGGGUGGCAGCACGGGCACCUGUGUGGUGUGGUCUGUGGGCAGCCGGAACCAGCACGGCUUCCCUCUGUGGGAGGAGCCCUCUCCUCGGCCCUCGGAGUGUGUUAGGGAGGGGGUUGAAGAUGCAGAGGAGGUGGAGGAUGGGUAUGGAGAGAGGAUGAAUGACUUGAAGGCCCAUGUGGGAAGCAAUGGCCAUUUUGUGGGGAAUGGGGGGGAGAGAGAGGAGAAUGAGUUUGAGGGGGAAGGGGAUGAGAACGAUGAUGGGGAUAUGGGAUUGUGCAUGGAGGAGAGCAUGAUGCUGAUUGAAUUUCCACCUUGUUCCACACCCCCAUGCACAUCUCUCCUUGUUCCCAAUCUCACCUCCUCGCCCUCACCGCACGUGUGCUCUUCCCGUUUUCUCCGCGCUUCACGCACUUUUUCCGCUCCCCGCAUCGCGCUCAUCCGCCGCUGUGAUCGCGCCAUGCUGGACGAUGACGUGUUCGAUGACGUGGAUGGAGGCGGCGCGGACUUCAGGGAGUGGGACCGCGAGGCGCAGGUUCGCCGCGACAACUUCGUCAAGCUGGGGUACCGCGACGGCAUAACGGCGGGCAAGGAGGCGGCGGCGCAGGAGGGGUUCAACGCGGGGUUCCGCGAGAGCUGCGCACACGGUUUCCGCUGGGGGCACGCCCGAGGACUCGCCAGUGUGCUCUCCGCGCUGCCCCCAGACGUGGCAUCCCACGUGCGCGUGCCCUCCGCGCCCCGCCACUGCAUGGCGCAGCUUGCCCGCGCCAUGGCGCUGCAGGGCGGGGAGGUGGGGGGGGUAGAGGGGCAGAGAGCGGAGGGGAGUGGGGAAGGGGGAGGGCGGGGCAGUGAGGGCGGGGUGGGCGGUGAAGAGGGGGGAGCGCGAGCAGAGGAAGCAAGCACUCGUGUGGUUACAGCUGCCCUGGCUGCUGUUACUGUGGGGACUGGGGAAGAGGAAGGAGAGGCAAUCGGACCAAGGGGAGGAGAGGGUGGCAGCACGGAGCAAGGGGUUUGUGCGAGUGGGGAGCCAGGCGCACCAGGUGCAGCACAGGGCAGGGCCUGUGGGGGCGGAAAGGGAACUGCUGCUGGGAACUGCUGUGGUGGCGGUGGGUGUGGCAGUGGCCCUGGCAGUGGCAGUGGCAGCGGAAGUGGCAGUGCGUGCGACAGUGGGACAUGUGAAGCAGGGGCGCAUGCCUCGUGUGCCUGCCAGCGUGCGUCUAGAGGCGACUGUGGUGGAACCGGUGUUGCUGACAGUGCAUCAGAUGGUGCUGCAUCGGCUGAACAUUUCUCACAUGGGCCCGUGGCGGAUAGGGCAGAAAGGACUAGCGUAGCAGGGGAGGAAGGCGAGAUUGUGUUGCAUGGGGACAGUUUGGAUGCUGCAAGUGCAGGAGGACAGGGUGAAGAAAGACGGAAAAUGGAUGGACAAGCGAGGGACAGGGUUGCUGCAGUCACAGCUGAUUCACUCACAACCGAUGCAGCCACUCCUGGUGGGACCAUGCAAGGGGAGCGUCAUCUUGCGGCAGCAAUGCAGCUGGUGAGCAGCCUGCAUGCAUCCAUGCAUGCACCCGCACACCCUGUUGCUGCUGCAGGUGAUGCCGUGCCGGCAACAAACAGCGGAGGUGAGGCGGGGGUUGCUACUGCAGCUGUGAGUGGUGAUGCAUCCAUGCCAGCUGGCAGUGUGGCACAGGCUGGCAGGGAGAGCGGAGCAGCUGGACCUGCGGAGCCAAGCCCUCUGUGGAGGAUGGUGGGGGAAGGGGCUUUGGUGGUGGGAGGGACCAAGGUGGGUGGGGGUGUGGCAGAGGGUGCAUUGGCAGGGGCAUCGGCGGUGUCAGUAGUGCAAGGCGUGCACGCCUCUGUGGUGGCAGGAGUGGCAGCACUGCUGGGGGAUGAUGCAGGGAGAGUGCCGGGAGGAUGGACAGACAUUCUAGACGGUUGA
Messenger RNA from Closterium sp. Naga37s-1, 7161 nucleotides. The record is from the annotation of a GenBank genome assembly. Lineage: Eukaryota; Viridiplantae; Streptophyta; Zygnematophyceae; Desmidiales; Closteriaceae.